AUGCUGAGAUUGCAAUGGUUUGCUAUGAGAAGUGAGUUGGAAUCCGGCGACAUUUAUCGACGCGUGUAUCAUGUCACCUUGGUUCCAGGAGCUUUGCGGGACUGGGUCGACUUUCUGCGAAGUGUCACGGACCAUCAGGUGGAGAAUCCGCACUUCUGGUCCUUGGUCGGCAGGGGUGGCGACAGUUAUGACUACAUCCAGCGGAAUGUUUGGAUGACAAACGAUGGCUUCAGAGACUUCAUGUACUACUCACCGUUGGCCCAUGUUAUCGCCCAGCUGGCCAAGACAGAAGAGGUGCGUCCGACCACGGACGUACUGAUCGUAAACCCCAACGAUGGUAUCGGCUGGCACCAGGACAACCAAAAUGGGCCCAUAGAGGCGGACUACGCUGUCCGCUGGUGGGUGGCCUUGGACAAGUGUGGCGAAGGCAAGGUCGGCGUGCCGGAAUACCUGCUGGGCUCGCAUCGAAACACCUCCGUCUCCGAUGCUGUGGCCGUGGACGUCACGUCUGGCGACCUCGCACAGUUUAGCAAGUGCACGGACUACGUCGUGGAGCCGGGCGACCUGAUCGUCUGGAACACCCGCACGAUCCACCAAAUCAGACCCCAUCCAUCGGGACAGUGGCCCGAGGGAACGCAGCUCCUCGUCGGCACUCUGGACGUGCGCGUGGGUGUUGGUGAAGGGGUCUGA
Molecule: messenger RNA, 690 nt
Organism: Symbiodinium natans
Lineage: Eukaryota; Dinophyceae; Suessiales; Symbiodiniaceae
Source: the annotation of a GenBank genome assembly